Molecule: messenger RNA, 486 nt
Organism: Triticum turgidum subsp. durum (durum wheat)
Lineage: Eukaryota; Viridiplantae; Streptophyta; Magnoliopsida; Poales; Poaceae
Source: the annotation of a GenBank genome assembly
AUGGUCGCCAUGGUGGUCCUCGACGCGUGGCAGUACGGGUGGCACCGCCUGAUGCACAGCAGCGGCCUGCUGUACCGCCAUGUCCACUCCUGGCACCACCGGCUGGUGGCGCCGUACGCCUACGGCGCCCAGUACAACCACCCGCUGGAGGGCCUGAUACUGGACACGGCCGGCGGCGCGCUGGCGCUGGCCGUGACGGGGAUGGCGCCCCUGACGGCCGCCGCCUUCUUCUCGUUCGCGACUCUCAAGGCCGUCGACGACCACUCCGGCGUGCUUGUCCCGGGCAACCCGCUGCAUCUCCUGUUCCGCAACAACACGGCCUACCACGACGUCCACCACCAGGUUCGUGGUGGCCGCUGCAACUACGCGCAGCUGUUCUUUGUGGCGUGGGACAAGCUGAUGGGCACGUACGUCCCUUACGAGGUCGUCAGAGCUCCGCACGGCGGACUGGAGGCCGUGCCGUUGAAGAAGAAGUUGAAGACCUGA